Apis laboriosa (Himalayan honeybee) is the source of this 1553-nucleotide messenger RNA. It is a transcript of the gene Rap2l, whose product is annotated as ras-related protein Rap-2a. Gene Ontology annotation, cellular component: plasma membrane. Lineage: Eukaryota; Metazoa; Arthropoda; Insecta; Hymenoptera; Apidae. The coding region runs from base 6 to 551 and encodes 181 amino acids. The record is from RefSeq and is a predicted model, not a curated record. Gene Ontology annotation, biological process: Rap protein signal transduction; negative regulation of cell migration. The transcript has a single exon. Gene Ontology annotation, molecular function: GTPase activity; GTP binding; GDP binding.
AAGAGAUGCGCGAGUUCAAGGUAGUCGUCCUCGGUUCGGGCGGGGUAGGCAAGAGUGCACUUACCGUGCAAUUUGUUUCGGGAUGUUUUAUGGAGAAAUACGAUCCAACGAUCGAAGACUUUUAUCGAAAAGAAAUUGAAGUGGACAAUUCACCGUGUGUACUCGAAAUUCUUGAUACUGCCGGUACUGAACAAUUCGCGAGUAUGCGCGAUCUUUAUAUAAAGAACGGCCAAGGCUUUGUCGUAGUUUAUAGUCUGACAAAUCAUCAGACUUUCCAAGAUAUCAAAGCAAUGAAGGAAUUGAUAACACGCGUCAAAGGUACUGAAAGAGUACCAGUAUUACUUGUCGCAAACAAGCUAGACCUCGAACAUCAACGUGAAGUGGAUACUGCUGAAGGUAAUGCUUUGGCACAACUCUGGGGCUGUCCAUUUGUUGAAGCAUCUGCAAAACAUCGCACAAACGUCAACGAUGUAUUUGCAGAAAUUGUACGUGAGAUGAACGUCAGCCCGGAGAAAGAGAAAAAAAGCUACUGUUGUUGCAGCAUCCUCUAAUAAUUAAUCAAAAUCUUAAACCAGGCUAACCAAGCCAUGUUAGGUGAAAGAAAUGCAUAUAGUGGCUGAUCGCAGUACAUUAGAUGAAAUUUAAUAUUCAUCUGGUGUGGCUACGCUCUCUUUCUUAGGCUCAAUGUUGGGCUUGUGCUGUGAAUUCGCCAAUCUGUAAGACUAAUAUUAUGAUCAUACCCAGGAUUUUUGUGAAUUCAAAUAUGUCAAAGACUCAUGCCGUCUCUUGGUUCUUUUUCUAUUGGAAAAUCACAGCCUGCUAUUUGGCUAGCUGUUAAAUAUUUUAAUAUACAUGGAUAGUAUUAUGUGUAAUAUUAUUGUAAUAUAUAAUAGUAGUUAUAAGUGAGCAAUGAAAGAGGUAACUCCAUCAGCAAAGGACCAAUACUCGCGAGACAAAAAAAAUGAAAAAAAAGAAUAGCAAAAUGGAAUAGGAAAGGAUACAGAUAUUGUCAAGGGUGAUAACAGAACUGCCCUGUGGUAGUUGUUAUUUGUUAACAGCGAUAUCAAACUCAAUAUAUCUAGCUUUCUGCUCAAUCUAAAAAAAAGCACCCGUUGCAUAUUUGUUCCAAUCCAUGAACCUCUAUUACUCACAGGUUAGAUGAUUAACAAAACAUCAAAACAAAUUAUUUGCAGAUAUUGAAGGAAUCACUGUGGUGGUCAGCCAUUUUCAAAUAGUGAAAAAAAUUUAAAACAUCUAAAUAUAUAUACUGUUUACCAUGUACAGAAUUGGGAAGAAGAUAGAUUGUCUUAGAUACAUUGUGCAAUGAUUUCUAUUAAUGAUAUAUUAUCUAUGCUCAAUUGUCAGAGGCUGCAGUAAAAAAUACAUUUUAUAAAGGACUCGAAUGGUGUGUCGUUAAUGGUAUUGAUAUUGAUUGUACAGUUUUAAUAAUAUAAAUACAUUUUAUUGAGAUGAAUAUUAAAAAUAGUCACUUUAAUUGGUAGAAUUUUAUAUUUGAGACUAGGAUAUUUAAAUAGUUUUUUUCAUGAAUUUAA